GUUGAUUGUUGAUACUUGAUCAUUGAGAGGUCCUCGUCUUUGAUCGUUCAUUAGAACAAAAUUCACACUCGAUUGAUCAAAUAGAUUAGUCCACUAUAGUUUAGUUGAUGGCUAUCGAAACCUUAUGAGGGUUUGAUUUCUCACUUCUCUACACUUAAAAAGUAAAACCUACUAGUCUGUCAUAUCACUAACUAUUUGAAAAAGAAAAAAAAAAACUCUACUUAAACAAAGAAUCUAAAUUGAAUUAUGAAUUUUCCACUUCCAUACCUCUUAUCUCUUUCUCUGUUUUGUUUCUCUCCAUUUCAGUCCCUCACUCACACUCCUCAAAAUACCAUACCACACCAACCUUCCUUAUAUCUUCCUUCAUAACAGAAUCUCUACAAACAAUCACUUCUUCUGAUUAAUCAUAAUCCAAACAUGAAAGGCAUUGAAAUCUUCUGUGCAUCACAAGCCUCAACAGCAAUAUGUCUUACCACUGAUCAUGCAUCCUCCUCUUCUUCAUCUUCUUCCAACACCAUUCAUUUUGGUGGUAGAGCCCUCGAUCGUCACAACCCGAUCAUCACAGAUCCAAAAAGAACACCAGCAAGAGAUUUCACUUCCCCUAGUUCUUCUUCUCAAUCACCCAUCAACCCAAAACCUCUCCAUGAUCACAAAAAAUCCAAGAAAAAGAAAAAUGUAACAAAGGCUACUCAUGAUCAGAAGAAGAAAACUACUACUACGACUACUACUGCUGCGGAAAAAUUAACUGAACAUGUUGCUAAUAAUUACUCUUCAAAACCAAUUAAUAGUAUUUUAAGAAGGAGUUGGGUUAAGCCACCUUCUGAUUUAAUCACUCCUCCUACUAUUUCAUCAAGAUAUUUGCUUGGUGACACAAUUUCUUUGGAUGGUGUUGGUGGUGUAUUAGAUUAUGACCCUGUUUUGAGUUUAAACAAGGUUGAUGAUAACAAAAAGAAAGCUCAAAUUUUUCAUGAAGAUGAAAAGAAUUAUUCAUCUAAACAACAACACUCUAGUUCCUCUGUUUCAAAGUCUGAUUCCUCAAACCAGGUUGUGGUAUUGAGGGUUUCUCUGCACUGUAAAGGUUGUGAAGGGAAGGUUAGGAAACAUCUCUCUAGAAUGCAAGGGGUUACAUCCUUCAACAUAGACUUUGCAGCAAAGAAGGUAACAGUUGUUGGAGAUGUGACUCCAUUGAGUGUAAUGGCAAGCAUAUCAAAGGUCAAGACCGCACAAAUUUGGCCAGAAUCACCAAUUGGAUCUACAGGUGCUGCUGAAUCAAAGAAAUAGAUUGUUGGUGUUUUUGAAUGCUUUGAGUCUAAAUCAGGUAGUAGUUUAAUUAGUAUAAAUGUGAACGUUAGCAAGUGAAGUUGUGGCUUGAAGAGAUAUUAGAAGGAACUUUAUCUUUGUAUAAGGAUUGGCUUAUGCCGUUUUUGAGGCACAUGCCUUGGUGCUUGCUUUAUAACUGCCCAUCUUCUUUGUAGAAUGACCUAAUUUUUUUUUUUAUAUAUUAUUUGUAUAAGUGGUAAGGUGGAAGUCAAUUGAAACCGAUUUUC
Messenger RNA from Trifolium pratense (red clover), 1547 nucleotides. Its product is annotated as protein SODIUM POTASSIUM ROOT DEFECTIVE 2-like. The transcript has 3 exons. NCBI's taxonomy places the organism in Eukaryota, Viridiplantae, Streptophyta, Magnoliopsida, Fabales, Fabaceae. Gene Ontology annotation, molecular function: metal ion binding. The coding region runs from base 418 to 1281 and encodes 287 amino acids. The record is from RefSeq and is a predicted model, not a curated record.